This is a messenger RNA of Fusarium verticillioides 7600, 1206 nucleotides long. RefSeq lists its product as hypothetical. The coding region runs from base 1 to 1206 and encodes 401 amino acids. The record is from RefSeq and is a predicted model, not a curated record. Gene Ontology annotation, molecular function: heme binding; iron ion binding; oxidoreductase activity, acting on paired donors, with incorporation or reduction of molecular oxygen. Lineage: Eukaryota; Fungi; Ascomycota; Sordariomycetes; Hypocreales; Nectriaceae. The transcript is spliced from 8 exons.
AUGAUAGAGCACUACCUAUCUCAAGCCCUCAUUGGGCUGACGCUUGCCAUUGCCACCGUUUUGCUUUUUGCAUUGGCCCAUUGGCGCUCUCGGCCUACGCUGCCAUUACCACCUGGUCCACCUUCUGAGUUUCUUCUUGGCCAUUCCCGUGUUAUACCCAAGGAGAAUGCUGCAGCAGUAUACGCGAAAUGGUCGAAAGAGUACAAUUCAGAUAUCAUACAUGUCCGGUCCCUGGGUCGUUCUACAGUCGUGCUCAAUAGCGCAGAUGUAGCCAGGGAUAUCUUGGACAAGAAAGGCGCCAAUUUUUGUGACCGACCUAGAUUUACGCUACUGGAAGUCAUGGGAUGGGGAAAGACCCUGACUUUUCUUCCUUUUGGUCAACGUUGGCAAAUGCACAGAAAGUUCCUCCAGACUUCGUUCAGCAACACGAAUGUCCGCCGAUGGCACACUCUGCAGAUAACAGAAGCUCGACGAACGAUUCAGAAUAUACUCAAGAAGCCUGAAACAUGGGAAACGUCGUUACGCAGGCUUGCGGUUGCCAUCGUUUUGCAAGUGAGCUAUGGCACCCAAGUCCUCGAGGAUGAUGAUCCCUACAUCCAAAUCGCCAACGAUGCCAUGUAUGCCACUGGCAAUGGUGGAGUUCCUGCCAAUAGUAUUGUUGAUCUAGUUCCAUUCGUUCGCUACCUCCCCGACUGCAUUGUCCGCGACUGGUCCCUGCGAUUCGCCCGACAAUGGCGCUGGGCUAUUAAAAAGCUUCACGACGUCCCAUUCGCUGCUGCCCAAGCUGAAAAUGUGACACAUCACCUCCUACGAGAGUAUAAGGACAAGGAGUCCCGUGGCCAGGAACAACAAUGGUCCCUUGAUGAUAUCAAAGGGGCGGCAGGAGCAGUUUUUAUUGCGGGGACAGAUACUACAUGGGCUACAUGCGUAAUCUUUAUUCUCAACAUGGUACUUCACCCGGAAAUACAGGAGAAGGCACAGCAAGAGCUUGAUGCGGUGAUUGGAUCUGAUAGACUUCCCGACUUCUCGGACCGGCCCGCUUUGGUUUAUAUCGAACAUAUUGUCCAGGAGAUUUAUCGCUGGUCGCCACUGGCUCCUCUAGGGAUCCCACACAAGUCGCUCCACGAUGAUAUCUACAAGGGCAUGCUCAUUCCCAAAGGUACAUCCAAGGCGAAAGUCUCUUUGCUGCUUGUGCAAGCUAACUAA